AGCAUCUCUGGAGCAGCGGAGCGACGCGGAGGACGGAGACACACAAUGAGGAGAUUUUAGCUCAAUGUUGUUGUUUUUCUGCACACUGGAUGUGGAUGUUUUAAAGACACUGACCCUGCUUGCCUGCCGUAGAUCACCGCGGAGCUCUGACUUUAUUCUAUCAAUGAGAUAUGUGGAGAGGCUCUACCGCCCGGUGGUAACGCAGAAAAACACAAGAUGAAGAAGCAGUUCAACCGGAUGAGACAGCUCGCCAACCAGACUGUGGGCAGAGCUGAAAAAACAGAAGUAUUAAGUGAAGACCUACUACAGGUGGAGAAACGUCUGGAGCUGGUGAAGCAGGUUUCACACAGCACACACAAGAAGCUGACCGCCUGUCUGCAGGGCCAGCAGGGCGUGGACGUGGACAAGAAGUCCGUCAGGUCGCCUUCGAAGAAGCUUCCUCUGACAACACUAGCACAAUGUAUGGUGGAGGGGGCGGCAGUGCUCGGGGACGAGUCUCUACUCGGGAAGAUGCUGAAGCUCUGCGGCGACACGCAGGACAAACUGGCCACCGAGCUCAUGUUGUUCGAGCUCACCAUCGAGAGGGACGUCGUCGAGCCUCUGUACGACCUCGCAGAGGUGGAGAUCCCAAACAUCCAGAAACAGAGGAAACAUUUAGCGAAGCUGGUCCUGGACAUGGACUCAGCACGCACACGGUAUUAUCAGUCCACCAAGUCUUCAGGACUCUCCAGUAACCUGCAGCCAUCAGGAGCAAAGGCCGACCACCUCAGGGAGGAGAUGGAGGAGGCAGCCAACCGCAUGGAGAUCUGCAGAGAUCAGUUAUCAGCAGACAUGUACAGUUUUGUGGCCAAAGAAAUUGACUAUGCAAGCUACUUCCAGACACUGAUAGAAGUCCAGGCAGAAUACCACAGGAAGUCAUUAGAGCUGCUUCAGAGCGUGUUGCCCCAGAUCAAAGCUCAUCAGGAGACCUGGGUGGAGAAGCCGUGCUACGGGAAGCCAUUAGAGGAGCACUUAGCGCUCAGCGGGAGAGAUAUUGCCUUCCCCAUCGAGGCCUGUGUCACCAUGCUGCUGGAGUGCGGCAUGCAGGAGGAGGGUUUGUUCAGAAUCGCUCCUUCGGCCUCCAAACUGAAGAAGCUGAAGGCCUCUUUGGACUGCGGCGUGUUGGACGUUCAGGAGUACUCUGCAGACCCUCACGCCAUCGCGGGAGCUUUGAAGUCCUACCUGCGUGAACUCCCCGAGCCGCUGAUGACAUACGAGCUCUACAACGACUGGAUCCAGGCCUCCAACAUUCAAGAUCAAGAUAAGAGGCUUCAGGCUCUGCUGAACGCUUGUGAGAAACUCCCCUCAGCCAACAACAACAACUUUAAGUAUUUGAUCAAAUUCCUCUCCAAACUGACCGAAUACCAGGAUCUGAACAAGAUGACGCCUGGAAACAUCGCUAUCGUCCUCGGACCGAACCUGCUGUGGAUGCACAACGAAGGCAACAUCACAGAGAUGAUGACCACAGUUUCGCUGCAGAUCGUCGGCAUCAUUGAGCCCAUCAUCCAGCACGCCGACUGGUUCUUCCCCGGAGAAAUCGAGUUCAACGUCACAGGGAACUACGGGAGCCCGGUCCACACCAACCACAACUCCAACUACAGCUCCAUGCCGUCACCGGACAUGGAGCAGAUGGAGCGGAGGCAGAACGACCAGAGUCGCCGGCCGCUCAGCGUCGCCACGGACAACAUGAUGCUGGAGUUCUACAAGAAGGACGGCAUUAGGAAGAUACAAAGCAUGGGUGUCAGGGUGAUGGACACUACUUGGGUGUCGCGCAGGGGCUCGUCUUCCACGCGUAAAUGCUCCUCCACGCCACCGAGUGCACCCCCCACCCCGCCCACCGACGCUCUCGUCCCAGAGCAGCCGGGGGAUUUCUCCGCCUCCCCCUCCCCCACCCCUCCUCCCACUAACAGCGACCGAGCCAGCUCGGAUGAUGCGUCCUCCAAUUGGCCGGACUCCUGUUACGCCUACCCCUCCCCCGAGGAGGAGAGGCCGCCUCCCCCUUACCCCUCUUCCUCCUCCUCUUCCUCCUCCUCCUCUUGCUCCUCCUUCUCGCUCCCUCACCACCAUUACUACGCCCGAGCACCUCCGGUUAUGCGCCCCGUCGCCCCCAACCCUGACUCCGUGCCCCCCGGCCCGUCCCCUCCCUCCCGCCGCUGUGGCCACAGUCCCCCCCCACUCCCCCACUCCCUCUGCCCCUCCCCUCAGCCGCUUGACAUCAACUCCAACCCCAAACCCAAUUCCCUGCACCUGCCCAAGCAGGCCUCCCUGUCCGACGCCUCGCAUGCGGCCCAGCCCGAAACGAAUGGCUCCACCCUUUACAUCAAACCCCCGCUCGUUCUCACUCGCCACGACCUCUUCCUUGGCUCCCCCAAACCCCCCAACACCCUAUCUGCUCCCCCUCCAUGGGCCACCUGUGCCUGUAGCCGGGAGAGAGGAGCCAAGCUGACUAGUACUCUGAAGAACAAGGAGUUGUCUCCAGUGAUCGGACAGAAGGGACUCCAGGGGUCGAUGUCCUCUAGUGGACAGUCUGACCACAGCCCUCACACCAUGAGGAGAGGUAAAGACAAGCUGGCCCCGAUCCCCCCUAAAGUCCCGUACUGCCAGUCCGGAGCCAUGUCCGACCAGUCCACUGGCCAGCCGUCUCCGGUCAGCCUGUCUCCACCCCCCAGCACCCCGUCCCCGUACAGCUUCAGCUACCCGCAGGGUUACGCCACCAUCGGCUCCCCGGGGCAGAUCCAGAUCCAGAUGGCCACCACCCCGUCCCUCUCCUCUCCGCCCUCGCUGGCUGGGACCCUCACCAAGGCCAGGCCGACCCCCAAGCCGCCCCGGCAGAGGCCCAGCUUACCUCCUCCUCAGCCCCCCAGCACGCCCGGCACCAGUCCCCAACCUCUGGACCAUUCGACGGGACUCCUGGACGGAUUGUCCCCCGGGGAGAGCAUGUCCACAGAUUCUCUCUGCAACUUGGACAUCCCCAUCAUCAACGUGGACCUGGACGGUAUCUUCGACUUGCCCCACAUCUCCCCCUUCAGGAACUCAUGGGCACUGCUGGACUCGACCAAAAGCCGAGCGGAGCCGGAGGAAGAGUCUGAGAGCACAGUGCUAUGACGCCACUGAGACACCACGCCAACCCCCACCUCCCAUCAGCUGAUUAAAUGAAACACAAGGCUACUGCUGCAACGUCUCGCUCAAACCCCCUCCAGUCACUCAUUUAUUGACCUUUCACCUCUCCAGCUGGGUCACUUCAGCCUCACCUGUACUCGAUGCAGAGGGCUCAGCUUGUAAAAACUUUAAGAAAAUAACAAAAAAUACAAACCUAAAAGAAAUCACCACGAGGGGACUUUUGAUCAAACACUUAAUUUGACAUUUUAUGUUGUUUUUUUUAUUUAAUUUUUCUUUUUGCCUUAUUUGACUCACUUGCAAUAUUGCCUUUAACUUCACACACGAGACUGGAAACAGGCUGCUGGGAGGAUUGAGUGCUCUCUGCUGCUUCUCACGAGUGAAUUUAAAGAAAGGAAGAACAACACAGAUCCGUACAUCCGUCCUGCCAACACUUUUGUUCAUCUCCCAUCUCACGUUCCUCCUCCAUUCCUCGGGGGUAAUCAGUUUGAAAUGCCACGUUCCGGCAUGUGGUUGCAAACAACCCCCCCCUGAAAUCCCGUCCCACCUGAGCGUUCACUGUGAGUGUGCCAGUGCGUCAUUUUGGAAAGUGUGUGUAUGUGUGUGUGUUUGUAUGUGUUUGGUAAUUGUAUUAUAUGAUGUUGCACUGUUGGAUGUCGUAAAACAGGAAUGCAUGUUUUAGAGAUUUAGGAGAUUAACUACCAGGUUGCAAAGAGGUCGAACGCCCAAUCACACUUCUCUCUGUAUUUACAUCAAUCAGGAUACAAAUCACUGAAUAUUUAUUGUUUAUAUUGUACAUUUGCAGAAUAUAUGAUACAUUUAACAUUAUAAAUCAUAUUUUGUAUCUACAGGAGAGCUAUGAAGACACCAUUUCCCUCCAGAUAGAAUACAGUAAAUACUGUCAGGGCGCUAAUAAACAGAGAUAUAUAUAAAUAGGUACAAAAUAAAAGGGCUGGGAUGGCUUUAAGAAUGUUAAAGGGAAAAGGAAAAAUUCGAUGUGACUACACCUUAUCUUUUCAGCAUGCAAAGCUGCGUUGGAUUUUUCAUUUUCCCAUAUCGAGUAAUUACAUUUUGAAGAACCUGGAGCUUAAUCUGCAGAGAAUUUAUGACGCCUGGAGUGUGCCACCAGAACAUUUGCUCAAAUUAUUCUCAAUUAUUUUUGAUUGUCCAGCUUCAUAUGUACUGGAAGGAGUGUUUGGCCAAUUAGAGCUCCUGCUGCUGCUCUGUGGGUUGACUUUGAUUAAAGGUUCCCUGCAUAGACUGUAUUUAUAAAGUUGUUUUGAAGCCUCAAAUUCGGCAAUUUCGCUGUCUCAAUCUUGGGUUACGGCUGCAGCCAUGUUGUUUUUUUUAGCAACCAAUUAACGGAAGUGAUCAUAUUUGGAAUGCGGAGGAAGGACGUAAGACGCCAUAUACAUCUCUGGUAGAGAACUGUCAAUCACAGUAGCCCCGCCCUAAAGCAUACUCUGCAUUAUGGUCUAUUUGACUCUAACUGGACCAUCAUUUACUAAAUGAACAUCAUGUUGUAUUGAAGAAGACUUGAAACUAGAGAUUGAGACCAUAAACUCAUGUUUACAAUGUUUACUGAGGGAAUAAAUCAAGAGAGAAGUAGAGUCAUUUUCUCAUAGACUUCUAUACAACCAGAGGAGUCGCCCCCUGAUGGUCAGUAGAGAGAAUGCAGGUUUUAAGACACUUCAGAAUUAGCUUCACCCGGCAGAAAACGUUAAACGAAAGACUGUAUUUAACUUUUAUAAUUAAACAGGUACAAAUGUUCUCUGGUGGCAAACUUCAGGAUCCAUAUGUGACGUUCUGGAGAAUCAUCCUUGAUAAGUCGUUGUCCUCCUGCCCUGAGGUAUUAUAACAUCCCAUCAUAUCAAAACAAAGAACUGAAAACAGUCACACUCCCAGAAAAAAAGGUGCUAUUUUUGUCAACAACAACAAAAAAAAGCCUCUAUGGCAAAACAAGCACACUUUUCUUUCUGACGGAGCACUUUCAGUUUCUGCCACCUCCCCAUUGCAGUUUAUAGGAAACCCUGUCUGAUGAUGCUGAUAUUUUUUGGUCUAUAUAAGUGAACCAGAGGCAAGUGCAAAGAUAUGUGUAUAUGUGUUUAUUUUGAUGAGAGUAUUUAUACAGAUAUAUUUCUGAAUACUUUUUACUAGGUCUGAAGAGUUGUGAUUGUGAAUCUCAUGUGAGGAUUUAAAAAAAAAAAAAAAAAAGGUUUAAACACGGGACCAGAAUUUCUCUCUGCUGUCGCAUCGAAACCUUUUAUCAGGAGUCAGGAGGUUUUAAGAGACAAACUUGAAAAAUCAAUAAAACUGGAGUAACAAGGUUUGCAUACGACAGCAGCAGUUUGUUAUUUGCCUUGUGGUGGGUUUUGUUGAGACCUGUCCAGAUUUGAAAGACUUCAUUUGGUCCUGAGAACAUCCACUUCACAUGGCCUCAAAGUCACUGUGCUGCUCUGCCAUCCUCUUUUCUUUAAAGUGCGAUAUGAUUCACAGGACUUGUGUAAAUACCGGAGCCUCUGUACAUACGUGUUCUGUAUAUAGUGGCAGGGGAGAAAUUU
Messenger RNA from Anoplopoma fimbria (sablefish), 5717 nucleotides. Its product is annotated as rho GTPase-activating protein 44-like. Gene Ontology annotation, molecular function: GTPase activator activity; protein binding. Gene Ontology annotation, cellular component: leading edge membrane; presynaptic active zone; intracellular anatomical structure. The record is from RefSeq and is a predicted model, not a curated record. Gene Ontology annotation, biological process: neurotransmitter receptor transport, endosome to postsynaptic membrane; positive regulation of GTPase activity; modification of dendritic spine. Lineage: Eukaryota; Metazoa; Chordata; Actinopteri; Perciformes; Anoplopomatidae.